Molecule: messenger RNA, 2330 nt
Organism: Haliotis rufescens (red abalone)
Lineage: Eukaryota; Metazoa; Mollusca; Gastropoda; Lepetellida; Haliotidae
Exons: 8
Coding region: 148-2166 (672 amino acids)
Biological process (GO): regulation of apoptotic process
Molecular function (GO): death domain binding; protease binding
Source: RefSeq, a predicted model, not a curated record
AAUAGCAUUGGGUUAAUGUGUAAUUUGUUAACUUUAUGUAUUUUCAAAUGUUAGCUGACCUCAACCUUCCUCAAGGUAAGCUGAUGGCCGCCAUGUUGGAGGAACUUUAAACAGCUCGGGGAAUAUCUGUUACAUAUCGAACAAACAAUGGAUCCUGACAAACGAGGGAGGCUACGGAAAAAUCACAAAACACUGAAGAAGGAUCUCGACACAAUAGAAGUCUUAGAUUCACUGUACAGCGAAGGUAUUUUCAACGAUGUUCAUUGUGAGGUUGUUCGUUCAAAGGGCACACCCAACGAUCGGAAUCAAGAGCUGCUGACGAUUCUAAAAACUACCGGGAAUAGAGGGUACGACAAAUUUUGUGAAAUCUUGAAAGAACACCAACCACAUUUGUUGACUGUUCUAGAAGAAACAGAGAUGGAUCAAGAGAUUACAGGAGAAUCUUCAGAAGGAAAUGUAUUUUUUGAACCAUCUGAUGACUUCGAGUUGAAAGGAUUGAUUGACCAACUUACAAGCCACGACAGAAUCGGAGAAGAGGAGUUCGCAAGGAUGAAAACCAUUGUCCAGAGUGAACAUGGCUGUCCAGCUGAUGUCAUCAGAACACUCGAUUCGCCAGCACGUUUCUUUGGUCAUUUGAUGGACAAGAAACUUGUGACUCGCUACAAUCUGGCAUUUCUACAGAGUCUCCUGUGGCGUGUUGGCUUAAAGGACAUGUGUGAAGAUGUUGCAAGAUUCGCCAGAGUCAGUGAUGAAAAACCGAUUCACUUCUUCCUUGCUGACAGUUCAUAUACAGAAAAUGGAUAUAUUCCCUGCAAAUUCCACGUUCAAGGAAAUGUCAACAACUUCAGAGGAAUAACCAUUGAAACGAUAUGCUACAUCGUGUCAAGGUAUGUGGGCGUGCCCCAGACGCACGUUUUUCCUGUAGGCAUACAGCCCAGCAACAGUAUCCUCCUGACUGUGAUGGUUCCAGAACAUUCUCUGCAUCUUCUGAACGAUCUUGAAGACUGCUCAUGGUUGGCUGAACUUGGUGUUGACUGCAUUACAUAUGGCCCAACAACUAUUAAUGUGAAAGCUACAAGCUCUGUUUCAGCACAACCUCACACAGCUGCUGAUAGAACGGGUGAACUUACCACCUUGGAGUCUGAGCUGGAUAAAAAGCUGAGAGAGGAACAGCUACUGAAACAAUGUCUGUAUGACGAACAGAUGGUAAAUGAAAAUCUACGUGACAUGUAUGACAGUAAAGAAAAUGAGGUCACCAAAUGUAAAGAAGACUUGGAUGGGCAAAUGCGGGGGAACACAAGGCUGUUCUGUGCCCUAAUGGUCACUCUGAACUUGGUACACAUGUUCCUGCAGAGAUGCAUGCCUCACGUUGGAGGAAGUACGUGGGACAUCAGGGAGAGAAGUGCCCAAACACACUUCAAAUAUGUUGUGGAAAAAGCAAAGAGGUUAUGCAGGUCCGAUGUUUUGAAAGAAGUCAUCGAUGCGCAUUCUCUGGUGAAGGAGAUGAGUAACGCUCGUAUAUUAAAUGCAGUCAUUGAGUCAACUAAUAUUGCGAUCCAAUCUCUACAUGCCAACGUGAGAGAGUUACUUAUGUAUAAGAUGGUUGGGAGAUCUUUAGGUGUAGAAACUACCCCUAUUCCCCCACCUCAGCAAACGGUUCAUUUGAAUGUAGAAGUGGGAGCGAUAGUUCAACUCGAGCCACAACUUGUAGAAAUCCUGAUUGACCUGGGGAAGAAACUGACUAAGAAACAAGUUGAAAAACUCUGUCUCCACUACAAACUGCCAACAGAAUUGAAAUCUGACAACAAGAAGCAGCUCAUCUUUGCACACCUGCUUGUCAACGAAAUGAACAAAACUAAAUCUACCAUGGAUGAGGACGUAGAUCGCAUCAUCCACGAAUCAACUCGACUUUGUGGUGGAAAAGAUUUAUGGGUCGAAUUUCAAACUCGAAACAAAAAACGUCAUCGCAAAUUAGAGGAACAGCAAAAAAACCUUUCAGGUGUUCCCAAAAGACUUGAUAACAUAGAGCAUCUCCUAAAGACACUCGUGGCACAAAAUGUGACGGGGUCGCUGCCGACAGGAUAUCCUUUACCAAGCUUUUAUGACAGACUUAAUUUUAAUAAGGGGCAAACCUAUCCUUCCAAGGAAACACCCUAUUUUCAGUAGCAGAUACAUGUAUUCAAUGUUGUUCCUGUGUCAUACAUCUUCGGAAGAUUGAUAUGAUGGAUCCCAUGACUAUCGGCCAAUCCGUAAAUGAAAAUGUUUCCAGAAUACUUUAAUGUAAAUAAAUCAUGAUUUUUCCCUGUCUGGUAGACAUGGGAGUAAGGGAA